Yarrowia lipolytica CLIB122 is the source of this 1971-nucleotide messenger RNA. RefSeq lists its product as uncharacterized. NCBI's taxonomy places the organism in Eukaryota, Fungi, Ascomycota, Dipodascomycetes, Dipodascales. The record is from RefSeq and is a predicted model, not a curated record. Gene Ontology annotation, cellular component: MutLalpha complex. Gene Ontology annotation, biological process: mismatch repair. Gene Ontology annotation, molecular function: ATP hydrolysis activity; mismatched DNA binding; ATP-dependent DNA damage sensor activity.
AUGAUCCACCAACUGUCUAGCACGACAAUCAACCAGAUUGCGGCCGGGGAAAUCGUGGUGGGGCCGCAAAACGCGCUCAAAGAGCUGAUUGAAAACGCGAUCGACGCCGCAGCAACGCGUAUCGACGUGAUCACCAAAGAUGGAGGCGUCAAGUUGCUCCAAGUGACCGACAACGGCUCGGGGAUCGCGCCCGACGACCUCAAGCUGCUGUGUCGACGCUGGUGCACGUCGAAAAUCGAUACCCACGACGACCUGCGCACACUGACGUCAUUUGGAUUCCGAGGAGAGGCGCUCGCCAGCAUCUCGCACGUGAGUCACGUGACGGUGAUCACUAAGCUGCGGUCCGAGCCAGCGGCGUCUCGAGCCAAGUACGAGCUGGGCGAGAUCAGCGAGCAGGCGCUUCAGGCCGGUAAUACCGGAACCCAGAUUACGGUGCAGGAUUUGUUCUUCAACACUCCGCAACGGCUACGGGCGCUGAAUAAGGCCGAUUGCCACACCAAGUGCGUCGAUGUGGUGAGUAGAUAUGGCAUCCACAACGACUCCGUCGAAUUCUCCUUCCGCCGACAGAAUGACAGCUCCAUGCUCUUCACUCUCAAGGGCUCCAAACGAGACAGAAUCCGGGUGGUCUAUGGAUCCAGAGUCAGUGGCAGUUUGGUGGAGGUUGAAGAUGACACCGACAAUGCCGAUGAGUCUGUCAUAUCCACCCUGAGCAACAUUGGCCUCUCGCGUGCCCCUGAGCUCCUCAUUUCAAACCCCAACUACUCCAACACCAAAUCAACAUUUAUCAUCUUCAUCAAUAACCGCCUGGUGAGCUGCGAGCCGAUACGAAAGGCCCUGGUGGCCGUCUACAGCCGCUAUCUGCCCACCAAAGCCUUUCCCUUCGUCUACCUGUCGCUGUUCAUUGACCCGGAGAACCUCGACGUCAACGUGCACCCCACCAAACAGGAAGUGCGGUUUUUGCACCAGGCAGAAAUCGUUGACUUUCUCAGCAACCUCGUCGACGACACGCUGAGCAAAAUAGAUGAGUCACGUGUCUUCGACGUGGUCGACGCCAAAAAGUUGUCCACCGCUCACAAACCUUCAAACCCCCAGUACCCCCACUCCCAAAACCGAACCGACUACUCCCAGAUGCACCUGCCGUUUAAGAAGGUCAGGUUGAACGAAACGGGGACCGUCGAUUUGUCACAGUUCAAGUCCCGUGACCGAGACGAGCCCCGUGUAAGAGAAGAACCCCGUGUAAGAGACGAACCACGCAACCACGAGACCCAAGAGACCCAACCCGGCAAGUCCCCUGACCCCACAUCCACCUUGGACUCAACCCAGAACCCUCGUCAAUACGAACAAACGCGCCUGAAAUCAAUCCACACCCUUUACAACGACCACACAGCUAGUCACUCGGCUCUGAUCACGCAAAUCAUCAAGUACCACGUGUUUGUGGGCAUUGUGGACCCGCAAAAACGACUCUGUUGUAUUCAGUACGAACUCCAACUUCUCUUGGUGGAUUAUGCCCGGCUCUCCAAUGACUUUUUCUACCAGCGAGCGCUCCAGGGCUUUUCAAACUAUGGAACGUUUGACUUGAACCUGGACCUCACCGAUCUGUGGACAGAAAAGCAAGCACGGACUCUGCUCCAGAACAAGGAGAUGCUGGCUGAAUACUUCAACAUUGGUCUGCAAGGCUCCAAGCUGGUUUCCCUGCCAUCUCUGCUGGCAGGAUACACACCCGACGUGGCAAAGCUCGGAAAGUUCAUCUCCCAGCUGGCUCAGUGCAACUACGACAAUGAAAAGAAGUGCUUCGACGACGUGUGUCGCGCGAUUGCCAACCUCUUCACCAUCUCGGUGGACCAGAGUGCCCUGGUAGUGGGUCUGUUUCAGAAAAUGAGAGACCACUACAUUGCUCAUUCCAGUGUGGAGGAGGGAGUGGUGGUGGUGACCUCGAUGCCGAGUUUGUACAAGGUGUUUGAGCGGUGUUAA